Molecule: messenger RNA, 378 nt
Organism: Aspergillus niger
Lineage: Eukaryota; Fungi; Ascomycota; Eurotiomycetes; Eurotiales; Aspergillaceae
Exons: 5
Coding region: 1-378 (125 amino acids)
Source: RefSeq, a predicted model, not a curated record
AUGCAAUCAGACUCUACAACCGAUCAAUCCAAAUCAACCCCAAAGAAUAUACUAAUCCUGCACGCAUGCAAUGCAACAAACGCACAUACCACAUAUAAUAUACUGAUAUUCCACAAAACCUACUUUACUACAUGCACGUACAAAACUCUCAGCAGCCAAGAAACCACCCACUUACCCCCCUUACUUCCCCAACACUUGCAAGUCACCUUAAGCCAACGAUUUAAAAUACUUACAUGUAAGCAAAGCAAGCGCAAUUUCUAUCCCAACUGUAUUUCACUUUGGUUUUUUGUCUCUCGUCCAAUCGCUUUGAUAUCCCUGUUUCAUCUUUGGGAUGCUAUAAAGCAAUGGUAUGAGUUUGAAACUGGAUUUGGAUUUUGA